AUGGUGAUGCAGAGUCAGACGAAGACUACUGAAGUCUCACCGUCAGAGCCUGUCAACGCUGUCUUAGUGGCAGGCUUCGCAAACUCUGCCUUCAAACGGGCGCUCGAGAGCAACCAGCAAUGGGCCCAGAAAGUCAGCCAGUCUGACCCUGACUUCUUCCCAACAUGCGCCAAAGGUCAGGCUCCAGCCAUCUUGUGGCUAGGAUGCAGUGACUCGAGGACCCCUGAGACCACUGUAUUGGGCCUUAAGCCUGGCGAUGUGUUUACCCACCGCAACAUCGCCAACAUCGUCAGCCCCACCGACCUAAGUUUGCUUUCGGUCGUCGAAUAUGCCGUGGCACACAUCAAAGUCAAGCACGUGGUCCUGUGCGGACACACAAGCUGCGGCGGUGUUGCAGGGUGUCUAGCGAACAUGAAGCUUGGUGGCCCGCUUGAUAUCUGGCUGCAGCCAAUGCGGGUCCUACGCGAACAGCAUGUUGAUGAACUAGAGAAGCUGGAAGGUGCUGAGAAGACCACCUACAUGAGCAAGCUCAACGUGCAGGCUGGCGUCGAUGUGCUACGGAGAAUGCCGACGAUCAUUGAUGCGAUGAGAAGCCGUGGCAUGCAGGUCCAUGGCGUAAUCUACGACCUCGCGAGCGGAAUUGUAGAAGAGGUGGACUGCGACGAGCACGAGGACAUCACGGCGAAGCGCGAGGCGGCUUUCGAGAGGAAGUAGUGCAAGGCUGUCCACGCAUCUUUGGUGCCACAAGUGGUUUAGAGUCGAUCCCAUCUAGUUAGAUUUCGAGUCAGUUAGAUCCUAACAUUGGAAGUGCGAUGUUACGUCCCAUCUGCGGCGCCCAGCUUCGAGCGUGCAGAGGAAGAGCGCACGGAGUCAUCCUGUGUAGAGUGUGGGUGCUCCUGGCGCCAUACAAGACACACCGCCCCCAACUCAACCCACACGGCGCGCCGGCUUGCAUAUUCUACUUGUGCGUACGGUUGAUAAGUGUAGCAUUAAUCGCAACAGCUUUUGGUGCAAUUGUGGCUUGCAUCAGUCCGACGGGU
Baudoinia panamericana UAMH 10762 is the source of this 1040-nucleotide messenger RNA. RefSeq lists its product as uncharacterized. The record is from RefSeq and is a predicted model, not a curated record. Gene Ontology annotation, molecular function: carbonate dehydratase activity; zinc ion binding. Gene Ontology annotation, biological process: carbon utilization; cellular response to oxidative stress; cellular response to carbon dioxide. Bases 1 to 714 code for a protein of 237 amino acids. The transcript has 2 exons. Lineage: Eukaryota; Fungi; Ascomycota; Dothideomycetes; Mycosphaerellales; Teratosphaeriaceae. Gene Ontology annotation, cellular component: cytoplasm.